Messenger RNA from Naegleria gruberi, 4430 nucleotides. RefSeq lists its product as uncharacterized. The transcript has 7 exons. Gene Ontology annotation, cellular component: membrane; cytoplasm. The coding region runs from base 147 to 4430 and encodes 1427 amino acids. NCBI's taxonomy places the organism in Eukaryota, Heterolobosea, Eutetramitea, Acrasida, Naegleriidae. Gene Ontology annotation, biological process: signal transduction. Gene Ontology annotation, molecular function: guanyl-nucleotide exchange factor activity. The record is from RefSeq and is a predicted model, not a curated record.
UUGAUACAAUAGCAAUAAUCACAUAGUAUUUAAAUAGAUCAGAGGUGAUUUGAUUUGAAAAUUAGAAAAAAAAUGUUCUCUGAGAGUUUGAUGUUUUCCGAUGCCAUCAGCAAGCGAGAUAGUAAAUUACAUAAUAAUUAAAGAAAAUGUAUCAAUCACAAUCUCCUUCAGAGUCUCCCUGGCAAGAUGACAAAGCCUACAGAGAAUAUCAUAUGAAACGAUCUAAGGAAACAGGUCCUCGAAUUGUCAAGUUGAGACCACCAUCUACUUUGAAUUUAAAAUCCAAUAGGAGAGAUGUUGUUUUAUUGAGUAGUAUUAGAUUUAAAACAAUGACAGUGCUUGGAGUGUUAUUUCUGUUAUUGAUGGCUAUUUGUUUGGCUGUGUUGGUGACUGCCUUUUUACUUUCGUUUAAUUCGGUUGAGCAGACUUAUUCUGUAGAAGCUGCAAAGAGAACUACAAGGGCCUAUUUUGAUGAUUUUCAGUCAUUGACAUCAAAGCUUAGCGAAUAUGGAGCAUUUAAUGAUACUGUUGAUGCUGUUAUGGCUACAAACUCAUCAUUUACUGAGAAAUAUAUGGAUACUUAUUUGAAUUGUAAUUAUCAACUGGCUUCCAAAUUGAAUUUUGCAAUAUUAUAUAAGAAGGAUGGAACUUUGCUCGCUUUUAGAGCAUGUUUUAGGGGAAUAAGUUUGGAUAAUCUACCAGAAGAGUUCAAUGAUUUGUCGAGAAAUGAACUAGGAGCUCGUUUAUUGAGGAAUGUUGAUGUACCUUCAACAAGACAUGUCGGCUUCUUCUCUCCAUUUAAAGAUUUACCAAAUUUAGUGAACUCAUAUGAAAAGAAGCAAGCUAUAAUGGCCAACAUGACAGAAACAGAGCUGCUUUCAUAUAUUAUUCUUAUGAGUGGCAUGCCAAUACAGGAUAAUUAUGAUUACAAUACAAAAACAUAUGGCCUGAUUGUGUUUGCUAGAUUUGAUCUUGCAGAGUACAAGCAAGAUAUGGCAAAUAGAGUUCAACUCUGUAUUACCCUCUUUAAUAUGGAAUAUUGGAGACAUAGGUAUUUGUUAGCAAUUGCUCUUAGUGGAGAAAGUGCUCCAGAGAGCAGCUCAUACAUUUUCAAACAAAAUCACGAAUGGAUCAAUACUUAUUUAACUGAAAGAGUUGGGGAUUGGAAAACAACACUAAUCAAUGGUUCAAGUUCAGUAACAAAAUGGAAAGACAAUAUGGCUCAGCUCAAUCAACCACUUUUUGUUGAUCAACAAAAUAAUCUUUAUCCUAUAACCGAGAAUAGAUAUUGUGCAGAUAUUGAAGAUGAUGGAAAUGCUUAUGGAUCUAGAAUGGCAACAUUUCAGAAAUAUUAUGACAUUUCACGAAAUGACAGUAUUAUCAUUAGAACAGACUUUGCAAGAAGAGUAUUUGUUUUGGGAACCAAUUCUUUCAUCAUUACUUGGGCAGUAAUGACAGCAAUGAUUUUACUGCUCUCAUUUGCAAUAAUGGUCUUUUUGGAGGUUGUUGUUAUUAAGAGAGUGAUGAAUUUUGCCAAAUCAGUUAGAGAAAUCACCAUUAGCAAUAAUUUCAAAAAGAGAGUCAAGUGUAUGGGUAAGGAUGAGCUGGGAUUAUUGACUGAUGAUGUUAAUAACAUGUUGGAAACAUUGGACGAAUCCCAAACAGUCAUUGUAUCUGAGAAUGAAAGAAUUCAAGAGUUACUAGAGAAAACAUCCCUUUCUGAACAGCAUGCAAGAGUAAUCAUGAAUGCCAUCUCUGAUUUCAUCUUUACUGUGGAUUGUAAAAAUGGAGAAAUUGCCACCUUCAAUACUAUAUUUGAAACGAAAAUUCUCAAGAAGAAUACCUUGGCAAUUUCAAAUUAUUUACUUGUUAGUGAUCUUGCUGCUGAGACGGAUCAAUUUCUUGGCUUAUUUGAAUCUCUUUCGUAUAAUACCAAUUCGAGAAAGGAUGCAUUAUUGUCUACAGCCCUUGGUAACAAACUUCCUGUUUCAUUAUCAUCUACCAGAGUAACCAUCAUUCAGAAUGAAGAAAUGAUUGAAGUCUAUGUAAUUGUUGCAAGAAAUAUGAAAGAGCAACAUGAAUUAAUGGCCAGUAUCAAACAGCAACAGGAAACCAUUCAAUCUUUCGAAUUUGAAAAGAUAAUGUCAAAAAAGAGUUCAAAGGAAUUAUUUAGACUUUUCAUUAAGCAAUUCUGUGAAAGUGAAUUUUCUGCUGAGAAUUUCAACUUUUUGGAAGAUGUGCUCAAGUAUAAGAAUAUCAAGAGAACCUCGGAAAGAUCUAAAAAGCAAAAUGAAAUUAUUGCCCAAUAUUUGAAGGAAGACUCACCUACCCCUUUGAAUAUUUCAAAGCAGGAACGAGAAGUCAUAGUUAAAAGAAUUAUCGAAGGUUUUGGCCAAGUUGACUUGCUGGAUGAUCUUCAAAAGGUUGUAACCAAUAUGAUCUUGAAGGACACAUUUGUUAGAUUCAUGCUCCAAUAUGAAGAACCUACUGAAGAUUCUGAUAAUUUCCCAGUCACACCAGUGGAUAUUUCCAUCAGCAUAUCUUCCUCUUCUUCUUCCAAUACUAUGACUUCGAGUAUUCAAAGUUAUAGUCUAACGACCGCGUCAACAAGUAGUGAUUCAAGUUUAUCAGAUUCGCCAACACUUUCGAAUGAAUUAUUCGUUUGUGGCCUUUACACUUCUGGCCAAACAGGGCUCGUUAGAACACCCAAAGUUUCGGUUCAUCAAGCACAAUAUUAUCCUCAGUUUUAUUCGUUUGCAGAACCUUGUAAAUUACCUCCAAUAUUUGAUCAAUCCAAUGUUUCUAAUAAUCAUCACCAACACUCAACUCUAUUCUCCAGAGAAGAAACACAACUAGAAACACAAGAACAAUCCAAUGAAAAUUCACUCAUCACCUGCAGAGAAACUCUCAAUUCUCUUUCCAAUCAUCUUCAUACUGACGAAGAAUUAUCAAAUAAGAACAACUCAUCCAAUCAAUCAUUACCUCAAUUGGCUGAUGAGAAAUUAAAUGUAAAAAGUAUUGUCUGUGGUUGGUAUCACACUGUUCUUCUCACUUAUAAUGGUCAAGUGUGGAGUUGUGGAGCAAAUUACAGUCAUCAAGCAGGUCAAUCACAAAAUUCAAACGUUACUCAAUUUACUAGAGUCAACUUGAUUCAAGAACCUGUGCAAAUGAUUAGUUGUGGUGGACAUCAUAGCAUUGCCUUAACUAUAAAAGGAAACUUAUAUGUUUGGGGUGAAUGUAGAGAAGGUCAAUUGGGAACAGAACAAGCAACACCUCCCAUUUCAAGUACAUUACCAAUCUUGUUGAAUCCUCAAACAUAUUUCAGGAAUUUCGAAAUGGACAGAAGGGAAUUAAUUGCAGAACUUUCAAAAAAUCAAUUGGCCAUGGACGAGUUUGAAGAGACAAUAUCAGCACCAAGUAUUGCAAAACUGUGCUGUGGUGGAUAUCAUUCAAUAUUUGUAAUGAGUGAUGGAACUGUUGCCUCGUGUGGAAAGAAUACGUAUGGUCAAUGUGGAACAGUUACUAAAAGUCAUGCAAGUUUGAAUACACAGGAUCAUGAAUUUAAAAUCUAUCAACCUUCUCUAUUGAAGGAAUUUGAAGUUCCUGUCAAUACUCCUCCAAGAAUUUUAAGGGAAUUCACAAGGAAUGGUGAAAAACCCAUUCAAGUUGGUUCCAAGUACAGAAUUCCAUUCACAUGUAUGGAAAUUGUUGAUUGUGCAGCAGGAGCAUGGCAUUCCAUAUUAAUCACCUCCGAGGGAAAAACAUUUGGUAUGGGAGACACUCAAUAUGGACAGCUCUCCAUUCAAGAAAUUGAAAAUGAUCCUACUUUGUUUUCACAAGAAACAGAUUCUUCCAAUAGACAUUUGAUUCCUCAUUUGAUAACUUCCUUGCAAGAUGAAAAGAUUUGUGCAGUUGCUUGUGGAUAUUUCCAUUCUGUCUUUUUGACCUAUGAUGGAAGAGUGUAUACAAAUGGAUGGAAUGCAUAUGGUCAGCUUUUAAAUGGAAAUACCAAGACUCAACGAUUUGUCUAUCCACUCAAAUUACUCUAUGGAAUUCCAAUAUGUAAGGUUGCUUGUGGAUGGAAUCAUUGUGUUCUCCUUUCAAGAAGUGGUGAAUGUUAUGUUGGUGGAGAAGGAAAGCAUGGCCAACUAGGAUACAUCCAAUCUCAAAAAACAGAUGAAGUUCAAGAGAGAAUGUAUCAUCAUACUAGAGAAGAUGAAAAUCAACAAAAUUGCUUUGUGUGUAGACCUGUACGUGUUGACUUUUUCAGAAAUAUUCCAAUCAAGGAUGUAGCUUGUGGCAGAGGUCACACCAUCUUUCUCACAGGUACUCCAACCUAUUGUCACAAUAUGAAUUUCCUCAGAAAGAAAUUGUUUAUCCACUUGACAACUUGUAAUGACUUUUCCGAUAUUAAUAUCAUUUCCAAAUAG